This is a messenger RNA of Dipodomys ordii (Ord's kangaroo rat), 1672 nucleotides long. It is a transcript of the gene Cndp1, whose product is annotated as carnosine dipeptidase 1 (metallopeptidase M20 family). Gene Ontology annotation, molecular function: metallodipeptidase activity. NCBI's taxonomy places the organism in Eukaryota, Metazoa, Chordata, Mammalia, Rodentia, Heteromyidae. The record is from RefSeq and is a predicted model, not a curated record. Gene Ontology annotation, biological process: proteolysis. The coding region runs from base 56 to 1534 and encodes 492 amino acids. The transcript has 11 exons. Gene Ontology annotation, cellular component: cytosol.
CCGCCGUUGACAGGCCUCGUCCGUCCUGGCGCUGCUGCUGCUGCUGGACGGGGCGAUGUUCUCCUGGUCCCCGCCGCCCCCUGGGCCGCUGGACAAACUCUUCCAGUACAUCGACGCCCACCAGGAUGAGUUUGUGCAGGUGCUGAAGGAGUGGGUGGCUGUGGAGAGCGUGUCCGGGCAGCCUGUGCCCCGGUUCAGACAAGAGCUCGCCCGCAUGGCGGCCAUGGCUGCUGACCAGCUGCAGCGCCUGGGAGCUGGCGUGGAUGUGGUAGACCUGGGCUCUCAGCAGCUGCCGGACGGCCAGAGCCUCCCCCUGCCGCCCAUCAUACUGGCUGAACUGGGGAAUGAUCCGAAGAAGCCCACGGUCUGCCUGUACGGACACCUGGAUGUGCAGCCCGCGCUGCGGGGUGAUGGGUGGCUCACCGACCCCUUCACGCUGGCCGAGGUGGACGGCAAACUCUAUGGACGAGGAACGACAGACAACAAAGGCCCCGUCUUAGCUUGGAUCAAUGCCGUGAGCGCCUUCAGAGCCCUGGAUCAAGAUCUCCCGGUGAACGUCAAGUUCAUCCUGGAGGGGAUGGAGGAGGCGGGCUCUGUGGGGCUGGAGGAGCUGGUGAGGAAGGAGAAGGACCGCUUCUUCUCCAGUGUGGACUACAUCGUGAUCUCAGAUAAUCUGUGGAUCAGCCGCAGGAGGCCGGCGCUCACCUACGGUACCCGAGGGAACAGCUACUUCACUGUGGAGGUAAAAUGCAGAGAUCAGGAUUUUCACUCCGGAACCUUCGGUGGGAUCCUUCAUGAACCAAUGGCCGAUCUGGUGGCUCUUCUUGGUAGUCUGGUGGAUUCGUCAGGUCAUAUCUUGAUCCCUGGAAUCUACGACCAAGUUGCUCCAAUUACAGCAGAGGAAAUACAGAAGUACAAAAGCAUUGAUCUGGACCUAGAAGAAUACAGGAAUAGUAGCCAGGUUGAGAAAUUUCUGUUUGAUACCAAGGAGGAAAUCCUAAUGCACCUGUGGAGGUACCCAUCUCUCUCUAUUCACGGGAUUGAGGGAGCCUUUGAUGAGCCUGGAGCGAAAACAGUCAUCCCUGGCUGUGUUACAGGGAAAUUUUCCAUCCGUCUCGUCCCUCACAUGAACGUGUCUGUGGUGGAGAAGCAGGUAAAGCAACAUCUUGAAGCUGUGUUCUCCAAAAGAAACAGUUCCAAUCAGAUGGCUGUCUCUUUGGUAAUGGGACUUCAGCCAUGGGUUGCAAAGACUAAUGACAGUCAGUAUCUUGCAGCAAAAAGAGCCAUCAGAACAGUGUUUGGAGUAGAACCUGAUAUGAUCCAGGAUGGAUCAACCAUUCCAAUUGCCGUAACUUUCCAGGACAUCAUAGACAAGAGUGUGAUGAUGCUGCCGCUGGGCGCUGUUGAUGAUGGAGAGCAUGCUCAGAACGAGAAGAUCAACAGGUGGAACUACAUAGAGGGGUCCAAGUUGUUUGCUGCAUUUUUCUUGGAGGUGGCAAGACUGCAUGCAUCUGAUGCCAGGAAUCUUCCCUGACCCACGGAGAGAUCGCUCCCACCCCCAGAGAUGGAAGUUUAAUAGCCUGAACAUAUUGAUACAGUAAAGCAUGCCUCCAUUCAAAACCAUGGGGGGGUGGGGAGAGGAAGGAAGGAAAGAAGGAAGGAAGGAAGGGAA